AUGAAGGCGACAAGCGCUCUCAAGAGCCGCAAAUUCCUUGGAAUCCCUGGUUUCUUCGCCCGGUUAAAGGAAAAGGGGACUAUGGCGAAGGAUGCAUGGGGGGUUAUUGGAAGCGCUUUGAGUGUUCAGAAUGUCUUGAUUGACAUGCAAAAGGCGCUGGAGAAGGGCGAGGUGCCAGAAGAGGAGCUCAAAGCCCUAGAAAGCGACGUAACCAGUCGCGUUUUGCUCGCAAGUUGGCGUGGCACAAGGAUGGAGGUGACUCACGUGCUCCAUCGAGUAUGCGAGAACGUUCUUCGUGAUCCCUCGGUCUCCGAGCAGGUCCUGAUCAACCGAGCCAAGGCCAUGUUAGUCUGCGGGGCAAUAUUUAAGGCAACAAAGCCAGACGAGUCUGAUGCUGAGCGAAGAGAGCUGGAGGCGCUUGUGGCUGAAGCUGCCGCAGGGAAGAGUCGUGCCAAAGAGCUCCGUAAAAAGGCGAUGGAGGAGAAAGCAAAGGCUGCUGCCGCGGCUAGAGUCAAAGGUGGUUCAGGAUCAAAGUCUCCAGUGCUCCCUUCAAGCGCGAGCGCGAGCGGCUCUCACACCAACGACACCUGGGACGAAGAACCACCGUUCGAGGACAGCGAAGUCCUUGUGAUCGUUGGAAAGAAAUACUAUGUCGACAUUAGACUCAAAAGGGUCCCAGAAAAUGACUGUGUCAUUGACUGGGCAAUGGCCGGGAUCAAAGAAUGGUUGAAUACGGAAGCAGAUCCGCCAAAAGCUCGGUUUACGCCAAUCUUGACCACGCGGUCAGAGUUACAGAACGCGGACGAAGGCACCUUCUCCACGCUGGACAACGGGGAUAUUCUGGAGACGGGAGAGAUGCUUGACCCGAACACCGGUCGAGUGCGUCGCUAUAGUGAGAUUUGGAGGGACUUGCCCAUCAAUAAAGGAUCCGUAUUCAUCUUGGAAGGAAUCGGAACAUCAGAUGCACCUACCAUUCAACGCGCAUGGCUGGCGAAGAUGGGAAACUAUCAAGCGGCUGUAGCCAAGAUAUCCGAAGACAAAUUUCUAGCGUGGACCGCUGAAAAGGUUGCCGGACGGCCCGGCUGGGAUGUCACCAAGUUUGCAGGUCCGGUUGAUGCCGCCACAAUCGUGUUACCAAUAGAAGAUCCAUCGCCUUUAUGGGGUGUCGGGACACUGUUUGAAGCAAAUGGUAUUACUUGGCUUAGAGCGGAGAAUCCGGGCCGGGAUCACGAUUACGAGUGGACGAGGGCGGCUCCAGACUUGGUUCACACCACCACCAGCGAAAUACUUGAGCACAAUAUGCCGUUUGUUCUCCCUUCUCAGCUGCUUAUCAACGCUCUUCGGGAGAACGAUCUGAUCCCUUCUGUCGUUCCAGAGAACUUCGCGCCAUCAGUGGAACUGAGCGUAGAGUUCUCGGGGAAACGGUUCACUCCCGGCGAGAAGUUGACAAAGGAAGAGACUAGUGAAGAGCCCAAGAUAUCUUUCAUCGAUACAGAUGAUAUUGGUCCAAAUGGACCGUCAUCCUAUACUUUGGUUCUUGUAGAUCCCGAUGCGCCGUCCAGGGCUGAGCCAAUCUAUGGUCAAUGGCGCCAUUGGGUCCAAUCAGGCCUCAUUCCCGUCAGUAUCCAAGCCUUGGCAACCAUUCAGUCCGGUCAAGAGGAUAAAAAUAUCGCCAUUAGUGAGGCUUCCGCCAUUCCAAUUGUGGAGAAGAGCAAAAUAGAGGCAGUUACGCCCUAUCUCGGACCAGGUCCUCGGCCAAACUCUGGUACUCACCGUUAUACUUUUCUUCUGUACCGCGAACCCAGAGACGGCUUCUCCUUGACGGCAGCUGAUAUGGGCAGCAACGAGUUCACUCAACGAAGGAGUUGGAAUGCAACAGAGUUUGCAGUUAAAAAUGGCUUAACUUUGGUGGGAGCCACAUUCUUCCUUGUGGACAGUUGA
This is a messenger RNA of Serendipita indica DSM 11827, 1941 nucleotides long. The record is from the annotation of a GenBank genome assembly. NCBI's taxonomy places the organism in Eukaryota, Fungi, Basidiomycota, Agaricomycetes, Sebacinales, Serendipitaceae.